Molecule: messenger RNA, 1011 nt
Organism: Aspergillus nomiae NRRL 13137
Lineage: Eukaryota; Fungi; Ascomycota; Eurotiomycetes; Eurotiales; Aspergillaceae
Exons: 3
Coding region: 1-1011 (336 amino acids)
Source: RefSeq, a predicted model, not a curated record
AUGUCGGACGAUACAAAGUAUCCAUAUCAAUGGAUGCGAGAGCGCAGACGAGAGCAAAAUGCACGGGCUAAGCGGCGAAGUCGUCAGCGACAAAAGGCACAACAAGAAGCAGGCCUCGAGGUUGUGAAACAGAGUGAGGGCCAGCUUGGGCGAGCGGCUUCAACAGUCUCUGGACCCCUCUGCCAUGUUAGCAGCCACCCUGCAAUCGUUUCUGAUCUAGAGAAUGUUGCGAAAAUUCUCGACGCGGAACAACUCGGGAUUGCUUCCAUCUUGAAAUAUGGUAUUAUUUCGAUGGGCGGAGCCCUUGAUAACCAUUUGUUUGAUCUCGCCAAUCAAACAUGUUUUGGCUGCUGGCUCGAGUUGGUUGAAUCCGAGCUCACAGUACCUUUAAAUAUUGGAUUGGCCUUGUACUCGGGCGUUCGUCGUCUAUCGCAAAUGAAAGGACCUCCUCGGUGGAGUAUCGAAGCCGUAGGCAUUAGUACGGCAAGAAGGCUGUCGCAGAUCGAACCAAAAUGCAGCGAUCUGAGAACAAUCAAACUCACGAGCUUCUCAAGUACGUCUGCCUUUCUCGAAAAUGCCAAGCAGUUAGGGCUAUCUUUAGGCGAUUUUGUAAACGAUGAUUCGGAAUCGCCCUUUUGUUCUCGGUACCAGCCCAUCUCCUACCAUACUUUGGCUGCAGAUCUCCAACCCACCCCAGAACAGCUGAAGUUUCCCCAUCAUCCCUAUCUUGACAUUGUACCAUUUCCCUCCUUUCGUGCCAGAGCAUUGACAGCAAUCUCAUCCGGGACCCCGGCGUUCAGCGAGGAUGAGCUGUGUUUUGAUCUGGCGCAUGAUAGCAUGCGGUGUUGGGGUUCAACGGCGACUUCUUUACAUGGCCGUGGAAAUGGGACCCCUUGGGAUGCGCGCAGCUGGGAGGUCUCCCCCUGGUUCUUGAAAAAGUGGGGUUUCCUUGUUGGCAACGAGGAUGAUGCUAUAUAUCAAAACAGUCUCUGGUGGUGGUCCCAGAGGUAG